Messenger RNA from Talaromyces marneffei, 936 nucleotides. RefSeq lists its product as uncharacterized. The record is from RefSeq and is a predicted model, not a curated record. The transcript has 2 exons. Gene Ontology annotation, cellular component: mitochondrial intermembrane space. The coding region runs from base 1 to 936 and encodes 311 amino acids. NCBI's taxonomy places the organism in Eukaryota, Fungi, Ascomycota, Eurotiomycetes, Eurotiales, Trichocomaceae. Gene Ontology annotation, biological process: protein import into mitochondrial intermembrane space. Gene Ontology annotation, molecular function: protein-disulfide reductase activity.
AUGUUCCGGCAAUCAGCCGCCAGACGAGCAACUCUGCUCUUGCGCAGCAGCAGCGCCAAACCCAGCAGCACCAACACCAUCACGAACCACAUUGCCACAGCCCAGCGCCGCUUCGCAAGCACCGAAGGCAACACCUUCGUUCCUAACCCACCUUCACAGAAACGCCGCAGCUGGCGAAACCGCCUAGUCCGUCUCGGUCUGGCCGGAGGCGCCAUCUACUUCUAUAACACCUCAACCGUCUUCGCCGAAGAACCCACUCUCUCCCUGAGGCCGCAGCCAUUGGAUUCUGAAGAUGCGCCGACUUUAAACACAAUUGGGCAGAAAGUUGGUCUCAAAGCUCGCGAUGAGCCCGCGCCGCAUUCGACCGAUGCACAGGUCGUGGAUCCCCGUCAACAGCAGCAGGAGGGUGGCCUGGAGGGGUUAGAGGAAGAAGCUAAACACGAAGGCGCAUUUAACCCCGAGACUGGAGAGAUUAACUGGGAUUGUCCAUGUCUAGGUGGUAUGGCAUAUGGACCAUGCGGUGAAGAGUUCCGGGAGGCGUUUAGCUGCUUCGUCUACUCCCAUGAGGAGCCCAAGGGCAUGGAUUGUAUUGAGAAAUUCAAGGGAAUGCAAGACUGCUUCCGCCUGCACCCCGAAGUCUACGGCUCCGAACUCCAAGAAGACGAAGUCGACGAACAACUCACCGAACAAAUCGCCCAACGAGACCGCGAAGAACAAGCCAUCAAGGCCCAGAAAGAGCAACAACAGGCCGGUCAACAAGAAGAAAUCAAGAUCGCAGACCCCGCAGUUUCAAGCCUAAACGAAGUUGAGAAACAUGUCGAGACCGAAGAGCUGCGCAGAGCGAAUGAAGCGGCCAAAGUCGCGAAUCAGCAGGAAGAGGAACUUGUGCCGAGGGCGUGGCAUGAGAGUGAUGGGGAGACGAAGACGGAGAAAUAA